Adineta steineri is the source of this 984-nucleotide messenger RNA. NCBI's taxonomy places the organism in Eukaryota, Metazoa, Rotifera, Eurotatoria, Adinetida, Adinetidae. The record is from the annotation of a GenBank genome assembly.
AUGGAUUCGAAUAUUAGUUUAAGCACAACAACAAUAUCAUCAGGUUUUCAAUGGACAACAUCAUUUAAUGUAAAUCGUAUCAAGUUUAUCAUACUUUUACUACUUCAACUUCUCUCAAUUCCUUGUUUUCUUUGGAUUUUCUAUCAAUUUGCUCGUCAACGACAACUUCGACAAACUCUCAAUCAUCAUGUCAUUCUUCUUCUUCUGAUCAUCUCUUUUCUUUUUGUUACCAUUGCAUUACCUCUCACCCAAGCAUUUCUCUACACAUCUUAUGUUUAUCCUACAAGUGACAUAUUUUGUUCAUUAUGGACUUGGAUUCAUUAUUCACUCAAUAUUAUCAAUAUGUUUCUCAUGGCAUUUGCAAGUAUUGAACGAAAUUGGCUUAUUUUUCAUCCAAGUAUAGUUCAAAAUAGACGAGGAAAAGUUCUUUUUCAUUAUGGUCCAUUAAUAUUUUGUCUAUUAUAUCCACCUCUAUUUUAUAUCGCAGCAAUAUUCAUCUGGCCAUGUGAAAACUAUUAUGAUUACACACAAUUAUUAUGCACAUGGCCUUGUUAUUUUUAUAAUUAUAUUUGGGCACAAGUUGAUCUUUUUUUUAAUAAUUAUACACCAUUAUUGUCUAUACCUUUGUUUUGUACAAUAAUUUAUAUCCGAGUAUUAAUUCAAAAACAUGAAAUGAAACAAGAAAUGUUUAAAUGGAAUCGAGAUAAAAAAAUGAUUCUACAAUUAUGGGCAAUAUCAAGUUUAUAUUUAGGUAUGUGGAUGCCAUUACAGUUAACUGGUUUAAUAAAUACAUAUUGGGAUCCAAACUUUUUAUUACAAGCACAAGUUGAUUACAUUUAUUUAUUUCCUUAUUUAAUUCAUUUGAUUUAUCCAUUUAUAGUAUUACUUACAUAUAGAAAAGAAAUGCUUUCUUUUAGGCGAAAUGCAGUUGUUCCAGCUAUAACACUUACAGAGAGAAGAAAUAUGCCUACCAUGUUCAAAUAA